Messenger RNA from Canariomyces notabilis, 465 nucleotides. Its product is annotated as Mago nashi protein. Bases 1 to 465 code for a protein of 154 amino acids. The record is from RefSeq and is a predicted model, not a curated record. Gene Ontology annotation, cellular component: exon-exon junction complex; nucleus. Lineage: Eukaryota; Fungi; Ascomycota; Sordariomycetes; Sordariales; Chaetomiaceae. The transcript has 6 exons. Gene Ontology annotation, biological process: RNA splicing.
AUGUCAAACACAAGCGAGCCCUUUUAUCUCCGCUAUUAUUCGGGCCACCAAGGUCGCUUCGGGCAUGAGUUUCUCGAAUUUGACUUCCGUGUCGUCGGGGAUGGCCGCAGCGCUACUGCCCGCUAUGCGAACAACUCGAACUACAGGAACGAUAGCUUGAUCAGGAAAGAAAUGUUUGUGAGCUCUAUCGUGAUUGAUGAGAUCAAGCGCAUUGUGAAGGAAAGCGAAAUUAUGAAGGAAGAUGACGCAAAAUGGCCUACCAAGAAUAAAGAUGGAAGGCAGGAGCUGGAGAUUCGGUUGGGCAACGACCAUAUCUCGUUCGAGACUGCGAAGAUUGGCUCAAUCAACGACGUGACCGAGUCGGCGGAUCCUGAAGGUCUUCGGGUCUUCUAUUACCUCGUCCAGGAUCUCAAGGCGCUGGUCUUUAGCCUAAUCGCGUUACAUUUCAAGAUCAAGCCCAUUUGA